AUGAAAUCCAAUACAGUGGAGGCAUCUACUAAAAGUGCAUUCAAACAUGCUUCUAUUCAGCAGCAACAUUUCAAGCAUAUCACAUCUUUGAAUUGGCAGCACCACAUCAGCGGCAAGGACCAAGAGGAUACCCACAUUGAUGGCAAAACUCACAUCACAACGUACAAAGCAACUCGGUAUUUUGUUCCAAAGCAUCAUAGCAAGACAAUGCUCGAGCAUUACCGAGCUUGUCUAUCUACCAUUGAACUGCGCAGUCAGUGGUGUUCUUGGUUAACAAAUACACAUGUCAUUGAAAGCAAAAAGGAGCGCCAUGAGACCAUAACGUCAUUGCAGGGGAAAAUCAUUGACAAGGAGAAUGUUGAGCAUGAGUUGACAUGGCUUGAACAAACAACUCUCACCAAACAAUCAGUGCGAUUCAUGGCUGCCACUGCCGCGCUGGACUUUUUUUGGGCGAUAGAGAUUGAACAUCGAUAUGAUUCUGAUACAACAACAGCAGCACGUGCGACGAUGUAUCUCCAAUGGAUCAAACCUACCUUGGUCACGCCGCUAGUAACAUUAAAUCGAUUGAUCCAGCUGGAUUCUUUUCCUUGGAUUAGUCAAUGCGAUCAAGCCAUCACUGUGAAAAAACUGGAUUACGACAAAACCAACAACAGCAACUGUUGUAUAGAGUACAUCUAUCAACAACAACAAGCUGAUUUGACCUCAUUGCCUCAAGCUGUUACAGCUGUUGAUAUUCAUCAGAAAAUGAACCAUCCUACUAGUAAAUGGAGACACAGUGGAUCAUGGGACCCUCAGCAGCAACAACAACAACAACAACAACAACAAACAGUGCGAAAGAAUAAAUUUCUCGGCUCUUCAUCCCUCAUCUUUACCUCUUCUUCGUCAGUUACUUCAUCACCUCAAUUACAUCCAAUGACUGGCAAUUUCUCAUAUCCAGAUAAACAGCACCAUUAUAUGAUGCCUUGGCUGACAGCAGACGGUGAUGAUGAGAUGGAUAGUGAUGAAAAUCAGCAAAAACUGUAUACAUUGGAUAGAGAUGAGUUGAGGGUGCAAGUAGCUUACAUACCUCAGAUUACGCUUGCGUUGCCUGAGAAACUAGAAUGGUCAGACAAAUUUGCUCAACUCUGCGUGCGUUGCUAUCGCCGUCCAGCAUCCCGCUUGCAUCAACAACAAGAACAGCAAAACGACAGUUACGUGAUACAAAUCUUACACCCACAACAUAUGAUGCAGUAUUUUGUAGAAAAGGAGGAGGAAUCCAUGCGAUUAGACGAUGAGGAGGAGGAUGAUCCUUUACUUGUCAGUGUUACCAUCAGUAGAUCAGAUAGUCAGAAAUUUUGUGUCAAUCAAAACGAAUGGCCGAUUCGGUCAUGGGCAUUGUCAAGCGAGGAGGAAGAUAUAGAUGAUGAAGAAGAAGAAGAAGAAGAUGAUGAUGAUGAUGAUGAUGAUGACAUAUUCGUGGAUGGCAUGGAGGAACUAGCUCAUGAAUCCAAUGUGACAAGCAGCAUGCAACCACUACCAUCUUGUUCGCCAUUGAUUCAAACGGCUGUGCCGCCCCAGGAUGUGAAGCCAGAAAAGACUGUAAAUAACGAUACAAGCGCAACACCAGCGAUGCAGCCUAUGGCUAGUCUUGAAGAGAAAAACAACAAGCCGACACUCACUGAUUCAAACAAAGUUGAAGCACAACAAGAGGAGCAGCAGGACAUUGAUCUGGAUGAGUACCGAUCACUCGAAAACAAGAUACCCCUGAGCGAUCCAGUAGCACUCCAAAAAGUAGCUCCACAAUUCAACGCCUAUCUGCAACCAUCCACCACCACCACCACAGCAACCAUUGUCCAAUCACCUUCCAAAGAGAAUGGCCAUGUCAUGAUCAAAAAGAUCGAUAUACCCAACCAUCCCUUGGGCGGUUUCCUCAGCGAAUCCACGUGGAAAGAUUGCAGUAUUUGGGACAUCAAAUCCGUGUUGGAGAGCACAGGAGCACGCAGAAUCUGGGACAACACGUUUGACAACAGCGUCUACUUGCAUGCACUCACACCUACCAGCUCACUAUGGCACACCAAGAUGAAGGGCACAUGGCCUGUCAGUGCCAGAGAUUAUGUCUGUUUUCAAGGGCAGUACACCUCACCUUAUCGCAUUGAUCUACUAUCGACAUCUUGUUUUGGAGACACGUUUCAAUACAAACCGUUACCACAGCCUGUCACUGGAUACACACGAGCUACUAUGGAUGUCAUGGGAUGGCGUUUGGAGCGUAUGGAUGAGAAAACAGCCUCUGUGAAGCAAGUGAUGGUAACUCAAUUUCCCACCUGGGUGAUUCAUUAUAUCACCAGUCGCUUUAUUGUGCAAACGUGUGCUGCUGUGCAGAGUGCGAGACAGUAUUUCGAGACAUUUGGUGCACCUCCAAGCUUGGAGCAUCUGACAUGUGCUCAGUUGGUCAAUGUCAAGCACGAUCAUGAGCGUAAGAAUUGGCGAUGUGAAUAUACACGUAGAUCGGGCGCUUCUUCGUCUGAUAAAGAUGCGCAACAAGAGAACGUAGCAGCAAUGACAGACGGUCCACAACAGAGCACGGUAUCGGUAGUGCGCUUGGAUAAACGAAGAUGGGCAGCCAACAACCAGUAUGCUGUCGCCAUUGAUCCGCCACCUUCUCGCGUAUCUGCACUACAAAAAGUAAGUGAUCCCUACGGUGUUUGGCUCACAGUCGAGCAUGAUGAAGCCUUUAUCAUACCUCUGCGUGGAAAGAUACUCGUACUGAUCAAGCCAGCAGACGAGCCCCCUACGAAACAUCCACAGCAACCCAGCGAAUGCACACUCAAUGUCAAUGGCAACACAAUCACAAUUGUUCGAGAGCAGAGAACGCUAUCUAUACCUGAUGGAAACAAGCAAGUCUCAUUUUCGCGAAACUUUUUGAAAGAAGAAGAACAAGGGAUUCUAUCCAAGAUUCUCCCUCCUGAUGAUAAUACCACAGCAUCCUAUGUACAGCCUGCGUCUUUACCCUCUUCUACCACUGCAACAGCAAUCGCGCUGACUGAAGAAGCAAAAAUUGAGGAAGCAUUGAACCAGCUGCCCGUCUCACCAAAGGAGCAUGCUCAAGCAGCCUUGUCUUUUCUGAAACUCACAGAUGAACAAUUCGGAUGGACAGUGCUAUCUGAUAAUAACAAAUCUGGAAUUCGUAUCAGCAAAAAGCCUGGUGUCAAGAAUAUUGCCAGCAGCAAUAGCGAGGACAAAUCCUCAGAAACUGCCACUCACCCUACAUUGCAAGUGGUUGAUCCUUACAUGGUUUACAAAGGAUCCAAAGUCAUUGAGAACUUUUCCAUGGAUGAAAUACGAUCUGUUAUCACUGACAUUGGACACAUUCGAGCACUGUAUGACGACACGAUAGAAUCCAAGACAGAUCUCAUACGACAAGACGACGCAUCUGGCUGCAGAGUCAUCCGACAAGCCAUUAAAGCGUUGUUUCCUUUCAAGAACCGAGAAAUAUAUGCCGUGUCGUGUGUAGCGCAAGAAGAGCUGCUGACAUCCAUGUCGAACACGAAGCGAACGCUGUAUGUCGAGAGCUCGUUGCCUGAUUUCCCGCUGAUUAACCCCAAAAAGACCAGAGGUCAUCUGUUCAUGUCGGGCUGGAUCUUGGAGCCUAUUGAUCCGUACAAUACAACCGCAGCGACAAACCAUCCUAUUCCAUCCACGCGCGUUACCCAUGUCGCUGCCUUGGAUUUAGGUGUUUCUGUGCCUUCGUAUAUUAGCAACUUGGUUGUCAAUAACUGGUUUCCUAAAAAGCUGCAAGCGCUGGAGUCGUAUCUCAAAUCCAAAGGGCCGCCUCCAGUAAUAACCUUGCCUUUUCCAUUGCUCGUCUUUUCUAACAAUACCUUGUCCAAGUCAUCUGCGUCGUCAGUGCAGCAGGAUAACAAUGUGGACUGGAUCUGUAUUAAAUCAAGCUAUGAUGAAAAGCAUCAGUUCAAGGUAACCAAUCGAUUCAAGAUACUGACAGAGCAAAAGAAACCUCGACUAGAAGAAGCGCUACAGCCCACAGCGUCAUCGAGUGCUUCAUUGAUACCACCGUUUCGAAGACCCAGUCAUCAUACAUUGACGCCAGAAACGAGACGAGGCUCUUUGCCAACAGCUGCAUUGCCCAAGAAACGUACUGCGGCUUCAUCCACCGCCGGCACCACCAGCACCACCAGCACCACCAGCACCACCACACCAGCAGCAGCAGCAGCAGCAGCAGCAGGCACUGUACCAUCUACUUCCACUACUAGCGCAUUAUCAAUGAAGGCAACAAACACCACAAACACUGUCACUUAUCGAGCAUUGACAUGUUUACAAGCUACGUUCGAUUUACGUCCCUACACCAAAGGCUACGAAAUCCAAGCACAGCUCUACCAAACAGGUCAAGACAAACGAAAAAACAUAUCCAACAAGCUGGAAUUGAGCAUCUCUGAGCCUCCGCUGUCCAACCUGUUGGAUGGUAACAAGAAGAACAUGAAGCAUACUGUUACUAUCCAAAUCGCGCAAGGAUUACCCGCUGCUAGUAUAUACGAGUUGGAGUUCAGCUUGAUUCCUGUGCGAGAAGAGACCCUAAACAAGAGGCCCACUCAAUUGACGGUAUCUCAUGUUUUAGGAGAGGAUCACACGGAGGAUGGAAGCUGGCGUGGUAUCAUCAUGGUCAAUGAUGUAGAAGCCAGUGUGAAUUCGGAUAUUAAGCUCAAGGCUUUGCACCAUGAUGAUGAGAAUUUGGAAAGCAGUGGCCAUAGUUGUCUGAGCAGCCCAGGAGACAAGAGCAGCCAUGGCGAUGAUGGCAGUGCGGAUUCAAACUCGGUUAUAAAAGAUAUCAAUUCAAUAGAUGGGCCAGAAACUGUGUCUGGUAUAGGAGAGCAGGAGCAGCCAUUCUUUGAAAAGACGAGCGGUACUCCACAUCAAGACAAUCAUUCUAAACAGUACGUGGGUGGUGGCGGGGUCGUGGCCACUGCUUUGGGUAAUGUGUCUGCAGGCGUCAAUAAUUUUGGCGCCCGUAUGAUGAACCCAUUCAGGUCAGCAUCCAAUUCGUUUCUUUUACCAAGCAACAAUAACUCGAUGGAAUCAACCACGCGAGAUGUAUCCUCUUCGGAUGAUGAUAAUACUAGCGGGUCUGGCCGUCCUAGCAGUAAAAGACGGUUCACCAGAGAAGAGAGGCGCAAAAUCAACUCGACGACAAUGACCAUGUAUGAAAUUCGACUACUUAGAAAAUCCUCGGAUACCAUGCGUAAAGGCAUGCUACUGCUGAUGAUUUGCCUCGGAUUAGCAGUUGUGUUUGCAUUACUGAUGUUACAGCCCAUGCUGGAGAGAUAUUAUGCCUCAUUUACUGUCUCUUCCACCAUGGGAUCUUUGAAUCAGUCCAUCCAAGAAGGUGUGGUGCGUAGGCUGAUACAAAUUCCUUGGUUUGGCGGCUGGGAUAUCCAAGUGAUUGCAGUGCGUAGAACAUAG
Mucor velutinosus is the source of this 5451-nucleotide messenger RNA. RefSeq lists its product as uncharacterized. Lineage: Eukaryota; Fungi; Mucoromycota; Mucoromycetes; Mucorales; Mucoraceae. Gene Ontology annotation, molecular function: lipid binding. Bases 1 to 5451 code for a protein of 1816 amino acids. The record is from RefSeq and is a predicted model, not a curated record. The transcript is spliced from 5 exons.